Molecule: messenger RNA, 1334 nt
Organism: Drosophila biarmipes
Lineage: Eukaryota; Metazoa; Arthropoda; Insecta; Diptera; Drosophilidae
Product: arrestin domain-containing protein 2
Exons: 5
Coding region: 69-1310 (413 amino acids)
Biological process (GO): protein transport
Cellular component (GO): cytoplasm
Source: RefSeq, a predicted model, not a curated record
GGGAAACAGCUCAACGACAGCCGAAAAUUAAUACAAAACUUACGGUGUGGUCCCCUCAAUUUAAAACCAUGGGAAUAAUUUGCCAAAUUCUUUUUCACAACAACACUCAAGGAGUAUUCUAUGCGGGCCAAACGAUUUCUGGUCAAGUGACUUUGAGUACGGAUAAAGAGAUUCAAAUUAAAGCAAUUAAACUUAAGGUCAAAGGGUUUGCCGAGACCCAUUGGACCGAAAGCAAGAAUGAUAUGAACAAUAAGUCCACUACAGAAUCGUUCAAUGGCUAUGAGAAAUACCUUUCCAGUAAAUGUUUUCUGUUGGGUUCCGAGACAAGCCCCGAAAUAUGUUUGGCGCCUGGAACCAGAUCGUACAAUUUUGCCUCCCAGAUUCCAAUCAACUGUCCUUCGUCGUUCGAGGGUUCGCACGGGCGUAUACUUUAUAAGGUGGAUGUCAAUAUAACACAGCCCUGGAUAUAUGACAGCGUAUUUUCAAGAGCCUUCACAGUAAUUCAAGUGAUGGAUUUAGGCACCUAUGAGUCUGUUUCUCAGGUUCCCGUGCAGGCCAGGACGGAGAAGACGUUCGGGGUCUGGCCCUUCCGGUCGGAUCCGCUGACCCUGGAGCUCAAUCUGCCGCAGACUGGUUUCGUGCCCGGACAAACAGUGCCCGUCAACGUUUUGGUGGGAAACGAAAGCAAAAUCCGGGUGCACGAGGUCAAAGUGGGCCUGGCCAUGAUGAUCACCUACUACAGCGACCGCAGGUCCGACACAAAUAAUGAGCGCAAGUCCGUGGCCAAGCUGAAGGCAGACGGCGUCAUGCGGAACUCCCGGAAAAUGUACGACUUCCAGCUGCUGAUUCCCUCCACUCCGCCCUCCAGUUUCCGCCUGUGCCGCAUUAUAGAGAUCGGAUACCAGAUCGAGGUUGUGGCCAAGGUGAAGGGCAUGCACAUUAACGGAACCCUGGUACUGCCGGUGACUAUCUGUGGGGUUCCGAUAGCGCCGCAAAUGGUGCAAUAUGUUCCAGACUGCUCCGCCCCCCCGAUUCCAGAGCAAAGGGCUUUGUCUGUGGUCGAGGGCGAUGGAGCUUGUGCUCCAGCCGCCCCUCCCUAUCCCUGGGCAGAGGGUUCCUCCUUGCCGCCACCUAGCUAUGCUGAGGCCAUGCAUACCUACACAGAUCCUUUGAAGGCCAGCCAGGGUCAGCAGAGUUCGGAAAGUGUGGAAGGGAACUCCUAUAAGCCGCUGUAUCCUGUUUUUAAUAUGCCAACUCAAAGUGAGAAAAAGGUGGACACCGAAAUCCCGGAGAAAAAGGAAAAAAUGUGAGGAGGGAUGAGGAACAUAAUUCAA